Messenger RNA from Meleagris gallopavo (turkey), 6779 nucleotides. RefSeq names its product keratin, type II cytoskeletal cochleal-like. Gene Ontology annotation, molecular function: structural constituent of skin epidermis. The record is from RefSeq and is a predicted model, not a curated record. NCBI's taxonomy places the organism in Eukaryota, Metazoa, Chordata, Aves, Galliformes, Phasianidae. Gene Ontology annotation, cellular component: keratin filament. Gene Ontology annotation, biological process: keratinization; intermediate filament organization.
UUCACCAAUGCAUCACCACUCUUCCGGAGAAAAAAUAAUUCCUAAUAUCCAGCCACAUUCUCCCUCAGAGCACUUACUCACAAGCUGAGGUAGCAGCAAAAUGCAAAGCUAGGGAAGCUCACUUUGAUGAGUGAGAACUUGACAUCUUCAUCCAACCUAUAACAAGGCAAAACCUUUCACAUUCCUGAAAACACGGAGCACCAGCACAAGCCAUGAUUUUCACUGUGAUUACACAAGACUUCAAUAUGACCCCACUGACUUAACAGCAGUCCUCAAUUGCGUUAUGGGGCAAAUCUGCUUUCUCCAUUGGUGAGCACAAUGCAUGCUAAGCAGCUCCUGCUCUGCAUCGUAAACAUCUUGUGGAAGUUUCAUCCAGCCUCGCCCCGUUUUCCACACAAAUAAAAGGAAGAAGGUGCUGCACUGGAGGCAGAGGGAACUGCACUGGGGCCCCAGCACACCACCUGCACCCAGCCCUCCUCACCAGCAGCCAUGUCCUGCUCCCAUGGCACCAACGUUGUUCGCAUUGGCAAUUUCAGCUCAUCCUCUCUCGCUCUUCCCAGGAAUGGGCAAAGCUUUAGUAGAGUCUUGUCUCGCCAACGUGGGUUGGAUUCCUUCAGCACCAGGAGCCUCAGCGGUGUAGCACCCUCCAGGCCCAGAAUAGCUGUAGGAAGGUGUCCUCCUACAAGAUGUGGGUAUGUUUUUGGUGCUGCUGGAGCUGGAUUUGGCUGCAGAGGUGCUGGCUUUGGUUAUAGGGUUGGUGGAUCCUCCGGGCUGCGCACCAUCGUACCCAUCACCGUCAAUGAGAAACUGCUACAACCACUCCAACUGGAGCUCGACCCCAACGUGCAGACCGUGAAGUACCAAGAGAAGGAGCAGAUUAAGACCCUCAACAACGAAUUUGCUUCUUUCAUUGAGAAGGUGCGAUUACUGGAGCAGCAGAACGAGGUGCUGGAGACCAAGUGGAGCUUUCUGCAGGGUCAGAAACAUUGCAGGAACACCAUCGUGCCCAUGUUGGAGGCUUGUAUCAGGAACUUGAAGAAGCAGCUGGAAGCGCUGGGGUGCAACAGAACCCAGUUAGAAACACACCUGAAAGCAGCCCAAGAGGCUUUGGAAACCAACAAGAAAAUGUAUGAGGAUGAACGCAGCCAACGGAGCUGCACUGAGAAGGAGUUGAUUGCCCUGAAGAAGGACGUGGACUGCUUUUUCAUAAACAAAGCAGAGCUGGGGGCCAAGGUGGGAAGGAUGGAAGGAGAGUUCGACUUCCUCAGGGUGCUCUAUGAGGAGGAGAGCCACCAGCUGCAGGCCCACAUCUCAGACACGGCAGUGGUUGUGCAGAUGGACAACAGCCGGGAUCCUGAUCUGGAUGGCAUUGUUGCCAAUGUCAAGGCUCACUAUGAGGACACCGCCUGCAGGAGCAGGGCAGAAACUGAAGCCUGGUGUAAAGGCAAGUUUGAGGAGCUGCGAGUUACUGCAGGCAGAAAUGCUGAUAGUCUGCAAGAGAAGAAAAGAGAGGCGGCUGACCUGACACGGGUGGUCAAGAAACUGAGUGGAGAAGUCAGGAGUGCCAAGGAGCAGUGCUGCAAACUGGAAAUGGCCGUGGCUGAUGCUGAGCAGCACAAGGAAACAUCCAUCAAGGAUGCAAAGAGCAAACUCACCAAGCUGGAGGCGGCUCUGCAGAAGGCGAAGCAGGACCUGGCCCGGCAGCUGUGGGAGUUCCAGGAGCUGAUGAACGUCAAGCUGGCUCUGGACAUCGAGAUCACAACCUACAGAAAGCUGCUGGAGGGUGAGGAGAGCAGGCUCUGUGCAGAAGGAGACAUCCCUGUCAACAUCUCUUUGUCUUCCACAGCUGUCUGCCAUUCCCAAGGAGGUCUCGCCUACAGCCCAGAACCAAGCUUUGCUGGGUUGGCCAAUGGAAGCUCAUGCAUUAGGAGAGGGAGCAACCACAUGAAGGUUGUGUCCAUGGGCAAGCCAACUGUGUAAAGAGCUGCAGAUGAAUGGCAAGGCUGGAAACGAAGCACAAUGCACACCCUGCUGCCUACACACAGCAAGAGCCUGGCUGGUGCAGGAGCACAUGUGCCCAGCUCCCCUACAUUGCACACCUGUUUUCCAUGCAGAGGGAUACAAAAGGCAAAGAGGGGUAUUUCUGUCAAAGAGAUUUGCUGUUUCUGCUAGGGAAUUCUAGGAGCAAACCCCAAAUUCCCUUCACAAUCCCCUUCUCAUACGCAAUUCACAUAAGAGGCCCUUGGUGUAAUUCCUUGCUCUUUCUGCUCAUACAGACUGAAGGAUGAGGAUGAGGUGUAGGACAGAGCUGCUGCAACCCAUGACCUUCUAAUUAGGGCUUCAUUCAGCCCUCUUGUGCUAGCAGCUCCCAUAUAUAACCUAUUGCUAUAACCUAGUUAUAUCAGCUGUCCUGAUUUACAGAUACACCUCUGACAUCAGCAGAACUCACCCAAAGUUGCCUAGUUUCCCUACACAUACCAAUUUCACAUCCCAACGGGUGGAUUUCAACGGCUGUUGCUGUUUGGAGGCAGUUUGCUUUUUAUUUGCAUUACCUGUUUGGAAACCAAUCCUCGACUUUCCCUUUUACUUCAGGGUUUAUAAUGGUCCAGCUCAUCUGAUGCCAUAAAUACCAUCUUAAAUUAAGGAUCUUGGGGCCUAAGCCCACUGUCAAAAGUGACAGGGGCUGAUCCAUCAAUAAGCCUGGCCACAGGUCACAAAAGCCUCUGCUGUCGUGUUCAAGGGAUCCAGACCCAGCCUUAAACACCUGGCAUCAGCAUCAAUCACCUUUUCAAUCUGCCAGUACCUAUUAAACUGAGCUGCUAGUGUAAAUGCAUUUAUACUAUUUGAGGUCUGGGAAGGGGAGAGGAUGCAGUGAUUUAUUUCUGAUGACUUCACAUUUUGUCUGCAAUGCUUGUCAAUGGCUUUUAUCCCAGUUAUAGUCUCGCAUCUCCAAUAAAUCUACAUAGCAAUUCAGUUACCCAGUGGCUUCUUUUUGGGGAGAAGAAGGGUUGGUUUUGUCUUUGCUCCAGGAUCUCAAAUGUCAACACUUACAGGGGUCUGACAGGCAGGUCCAAGCCCCAUGUCCCCUGACAAAGUCCUUCCAUGUCCCUCAAUCUAACAACAUCCUGCAUGCAAGGAGCUUACAAACCUCCCUCCAAAGCACCAAACCUCUCUCCGAGGCACAGCUCUCUUCUUGCAUGCAUGGAGCAGGAGCCAACUCCUGCGUGGGGUUACACAUCUUUAUUAAGGUAGGGUGGAGCUCCGAAUAAUUUUCCUCCCAGGAAAAAAAAGGAAACCAAAACAAAACACCAUUUAGAGGGCACUGACUAAGCAAAGAUGCUCUCGCAGUUUGCAUAAAGCUAACUGAAACUUCUCAUUACCACCAUCAAUGCCUAAAUCCCCUGAGAACAGCACUGACUGCCCCAACUUGCCCAGGAUCUCUUUGCAUCCUGAUGGCAGGAGCUGCUGGGUGUUUUGGGGCCAAUUUGUCCUCUCUCUGCUCUGGUACCAGCUCUCAAUCCGAGCAUUCUCUUCCCCCAGUAGAGUCUGGGUAACCUCUUUUCCUCUUCACCAGAUGGAAGGUUGGCUUUAGAAUCUCAUCAAGCCAAUUAGGCUCCCCUGGUGCACCCCAUCUUCCCAAGAGAUGUGCUUCCACCUUGCUCUUCUGUGCCUGGUAGAGCUCAGACCCAGCCCAACCCAUAAUAAACACAAGGUGAUAACCUCAGUCAAGCCAGAGCAGGAUUUUGGCCUUUGUAGCUGCUAAAAAACUGAUGGAAAACACACAAACAAAUGCAACUUGAAUGCAGGGGAGCUGCAGAAAGCCCCAGCACCCAAAGCUUUCCUCCCAGUCGUUGUUGCCACCAAGUCCUCGCUGCUCUUCUGCCACAGUUUCCCUAUAGAGAAAAACAGAACUUACCUCCUUUGUAAACCCCUCUGCUGCCUGUGGACAGCAUGCAUCUCCAGAGCUCUCAGUCCUGUUGUUACAGCAACACACAUCCACAGCCACAUCCUGGUGUCUGCUGCUGGAGAGAGAGCACCAGAGGAGGGGAGAAACAGAAGGGCUGAGAGCAAGCAGAGCAGCAGAAACACUCCAAGGAGCACUGGCUUGGAGAAUGAAAUAAAUUACAUUAUAAAGUAUACUUAAAUAUUAUAAAUGCACAUAAAUGUUAUGCAUUUUAUCCCACAGAAAGCAGGAGGAAGAGGCUGCAGAGCCCUGAGCUGCAGCAGAUAGCCUGGAUGUACACUUACACAGACACCAGCAAAGCUGGAAGAAGGAAAAAAACCAUUUCACUGCUUUAUAUUCAGAAAGCAGCCAGAUUUUAUUGUAUUCCAGUUAGUAGGGAAAAAGCAAACCCUACUGACCACGAAGUCAGCUGGAGGUCUUUAAGAUGUGUAAGGCAUUUGCAUGGAGCAUCCUGUCCAGCCAUUAAUGUGCUGGCAUGGGGGCAGAGGCAUUGAUGUCUGAUUUUAAGAGCAGCGAAGGGCUUUGAGGUGUACUGUGGGAGGCUGUAAUUAAUCACACAGCUGUGUGCAGAGAGAUGGAUGUCCUCCUGUGUUGUAUCCCUGCCCCAAUCACAACGACAGGGACAAUAGGCUGGGAGGGGAAACUUGGUAUCACCCUUCCCCAGGGGGUGAACAAAGAAGUGCCCCUCCGUGGAUCAGAGGACUCACCCAUCCAAGGAGAGAUUCCCUCUGCAAUUCUUUUGCUGCCCGUUGGGCUCCAUCUUCCCCUUGACUCCUCUCUUUGCAGAACUCAACAGCCUGCAGUGCUCCAUGUCCUCUGAGUCCCAGUUCACAGCUCCACCAGGACCCAUAGCAGCUGCUGGGGCCGCCCCAGCACUUGCACCAGGCAUGUUCCCAGCUCUCAGCUCCCAGGAACACCCUUAGCUCAGGUGGUGGAGGCCUGAUGCACAUUUCAGAUGCUCAUUAUCCAUCUUAAUCACUGCUGCAAAACAAGAGGCCAAAAAAAAAUCCUCCUCGGUGCUGCGGUGGGCGCUGGGUCACACCUGUCUCCUUUUGGAAAUGCAAACAAACACCUCACCCACUGCAAAGCUGUUCCUGAAUUACAGCUCCUGAAUGCAACAGGAGGCUCAGGACACACCUGGCUUUGCACUAAUUUAAUAAGUAGAGGUUAAAUUCCAACCAGACCCAAGGAAUGAACCAAAAACACGAGGUGCAUCCAUCCCCAUGGCCUCACAGAGACACGAAGCACUUGAAGGGUGCAGAUCCCCAUCUCCCCAGCAGUGAGCAUUGUUCUGUGAUGUGGGAGAGCUGCAGCCACACCUCCCACGUCCCUGUUCCCAGAUCAUCACUGCACACAACACAACAGCAGAGACAGAGCCUCCAUUCCCAAUUAGGCAUCACAGAGCCAUGCAAAUGACAGCAAGCAGCUGCUUCCCCUGCCCAAAAACCAUCUGGGCAAGGCCUUUCUUUGAGCCCUUUGUUUCCAUUCACUCCAGGGGAUUUCUUUUUGCAUUUCACUCCCUCGGCUGUGACAAGAAAGAGGUGAGCUGGGUGUGCCAGGCUGAUAGCACGGCUCUGCUGGGCACACGGGGAGCUGCCCUCCCUGCAUUAGUGCCACGUGUGCUGUAAAACCACACACCCAGCCUGAGCUCUGCACUCAUGCAGUGGGCUGGGAUGACAGAGUAGGGUUUGCCACAGGCACAGCAUCUCCCAGGCUUUAAUGGUCUCAUAGCCACCGUGGUGCUGCAGGAAACAGCUUUUCUCACUGACUACGGAAUUUCUGCCUGGCCCCAUUUCUAUCCCAUGGAAUGACACCUUCAGCACUGGGGGCUCACCCCACAUCUGCACACACUGCUCACCUGUGCUGCCCCAAAAGGAGCAGCAAGGAUCUGUCCUUGUGCAGAUUCAUUUUGCUGAGCUUUGGCUGCUUGCAAGCAAAGCAUUUCUCCCAGAGUUUGGCUCCUCUCUGCUCAGCAUACGGUGCUCAGAGAGGGGUCGGUCCCAACUGGUUCCAGUUGUGCUGAGGGCUGGGCUGAGCCAAGUUGAGGGAACAAAACCAGUCCCAUCACCCAAACCCAAUGCAAAGCAGGGGAAUAAAUUCACCCAUGGGUGAGACUGCAGGCAGCAACCCCAAAUCCUCAUCCCGACCACAGCGUGGCACUGCUCCAAGGGACACAGCCUGGAGGGAGGCGAGGACUGGGAUGGUUCUCCAGGCUCUUAAGCAGCAACACACGAGGAACUCAGCUGGGACUGAAGAAGCACACAGCAGGGCAACUUUAUUAACGGCCUCAUGGCAAACUCCCAGACCACAAAGGUAUAAAACAUCAACCAGAGAUACGCUGCUAGGACACGGCAGAGCACGCAAUGCAACAAUUCCAUGCAGUUUCUUUGACUUGUUUAUUCAAAAAUUCUUCCUACCGCAGUAACAAACUAUUUUCCCCGGCGUGUUUAGGUUGAAGACUCAUUUUGGCAGGAACAAGGAGUUAUUGUAAUGAAGCAUCAACAAAACACGCUUUUUUCCCAGUGGUAGGAGAGACCCCGGAUAUCACUAGUAAUGCUCUGCAAUAUAGGGUAGUAAACAGAGGCACCCAAGGGUGGGGAGUGUUAUCUCCCAUUUCAGUGUGCUGCUUGUAAUUUUAAGCAAUUUCCAUACCCUUUAGGCUUUGGGCUUCUGUUAAGAAGACAGAAAGGACGAGUUUGUGAGUUAUUUUGUUAUACAGAACCUAUAAAGGAGAUCUGUCUGCAUUGCCUUCAGUAAGAAAUUAGCUUCCAUUAGACCAGCAUUGUUCAAUUCCAUUUCUGAGCCAAUUUCUAAA